Messenger RNA from Juglans microcarpa x Juglans regia, 1307 nucleotides. RefSeq names its product nuclear transcription factor Y subunit C-3. Gene Ontology annotation, cellular component: nucleus. Gene Ontology annotation, molecular function: DNA binding; protein heterodimerization activity; DNA-binding transcription activator activity, RNA polymerase II-specific. Gene Ontology annotation, biological process: regulation of DNA-templated transcription. Lineage: Eukaryota; Viridiplantae; Streptophyta; Magnoliopsida; Fagales; Juglandaceae. The record is from RefSeq and is a predicted model, not a curated record.
AGCUGAAUCAACUUCGAACAGAACUCAAUGGAAUGAAUAGUCGUCUUGUCCACGAGGUCUUGUCUCUAACAAAUGGUAGAAUGAAGUUAUAAUGAAGGGUAAAACUGUCCGAACAAAAGGCACCCACGGAACAAAAGUUCUUGGGUUCGUUCUGACAACGUUAUAACUCGGAAUCAGAAACACACUCGGUUUUUCCGUUUCUUUCUCGCGCUUCCUUCUUUUCUUUAGGCGUCCUCAGUCUUGCGGAGCAGAGCCACGUCCGUCUGAAAAGGAGGCAUUAAAUUGUGUUAUUUAGUUGGAUCAGAAUGGAUCAGCAAGGGCAUAGCCAGCCCGCAUCUGUGGGACUUGUUGGUAGUGGAGCCCAAUUGCCUUAUGCCACAAACCCAUAUCAGACAAACCAAAUGACUGGAGCACCGAGUCAUGGAUCUGUUGUUACUUCAGUUGGAGCUAUUCAAACUACAAGUCAGCCUGCUGGAGCUCAGCUCCCACAACACCAGCUUGCUUAUCAGCACAUCCACCAGCAACAACAACAGCAACUUCAGCAACAACUCCAAUCUUUUUGGGCAAAUCAGUACCAAGAAAUUGAGAAGGCAACUGAUUUCAAGAACCAUAGCCUUCCCCUAGCAAGGAUCAAGAAGAUUAUGAAGGCUGAUGAGGAUGUAAGAAUGAUAUCAGCUGAGGCUCCAGUAAUAUUUGCCAGAGCAUGUGAAAUGUUUAUAUUGGAGUUGACCUUGAGAUCUUGGAAUCACACGGAAGAGAACAAAAGGAGGACACUUCAAAAGAAUGACAUCGCAGCAGCAAUCACAAGGACUGAUAUAUUUGAUUUCCUAGUUGACAUUGUGCCAAGGGAGGAUCUGAAAGAUGAAGUACUGGCAUAUCCAAGAGGAACAAUACCUGUUGGGGGGCAUGCUGAUGCUCUCCCUUAUUGUUAUAUGCCACCUCAUCAUGCACCAGAGGUUGGGACUCCUGGGAUGAUCAUGGGUAAGCCUGUGAUGGACCCUGCUAUGUAUGCUCAACAGUCGCAUCCCUACAUGGUUCCACAGAUGUGGCCACAAACAUCAGAACAACAGCAAUCGCCCUCAGAUCAUUAGUAGCUGUAGCGUGGAAGUUGAGAAGCGCAAGUUCUCCUUUUUAUUUGUUGCUGACUUGCGGUUGAAAAUUGAAAUAGUGAAGGUGGUGUAGUUGCUCAAUGUCUGUAUCCUGUUUUAGAUUUUUUCUGGUGAAAAACUUGGAUGGUGAUGAUGUAGAUAACCAAAUUUAUGGUUUUUAAUCUUAUCAUUACACGGUAGAUAUUCCAUUUUCAUUGA